This is a messenger RNA of Drosophila suzukii, 3677 nucleotides long. RefSeq names its product Syntrophin-like 1 (gene Syn1). Gene Ontology annotation, molecular function: protein binding; structural molecule activity. NCBI's taxonomy places the organism in Eukaryota, Metazoa, Arthropoda, Insecta, Diptera, Drosophilidae. Gene Ontology annotation, cellular component: intracellular anatomical structure; dystrophin-associated glycoprotein complex. The record is from RefSeq and is a predicted model, not a curated record.
CUCACCCGCGCUGCUUUCGGUUCCGGUUGCCAUAAAAAUAUUGGGGAAAAUACAGCGAUAUCCGAUAAAUCGCCGGGAUAAAAUAACACAGACGAUGUGCGCCUUGCAGUGAAAGAUAGUGGAUAUUUUGGCAUUUCUGUGGGCCCUCCCCAUCGCAACUUUCUAACGCCAACGAUUCAGCUGCGCGCUUUUUCGACGGCUUUCCACCGCCGCCGUCGCCGAACAAACAAUAAUAAUGAAAAGCGCCAGACAAAAACCGAAGAGCUAAUUGGCCAACCAGUAUUAUAGCCAUUUGUUAAUCGCUAAUUCCGGCUGACAUGUUUGCAUAUCCACCGACCAAGUUUUCGUGCUGUUAAAGGGAGCUGCCAAGUAGUGCAAUAAAAUCAAAAUAAGUUGAAAGCAAAAAAUCCUUAAUACACACGCACACACGGAGCAGACGUCUGGGGGAGUGUGUGUGCGAGUGAGUGUAGGUGUAGGUGUGUGCUCGUGCGCAGGCGCCGAUUCGAGUUUCUGUGCAUUAAUUGCUUUUGGCCAAGUAGACUACAAUACGAUCGAAAGCCCUUGCUGGCGACUAUCAUGUAGAGUACCAUAUCAGCACCGCGAAAUCGAAGUCAGAGGGAAUCAUGGUGGAAUCCUCCAGUCUGGGGAGGACCCCGCCGGCGGCCCAGCAGCCCAUUCCGCAGCAGCACUCCCCCUCCCCCUCGGGGCUGCGGUGCGGCAACAUGGAGACGAGGGUGCGAGGCGCCUGGUACCGCGUCCUCGUCACACUGGAAACAGACUUCCUGGCCGUCAGCCUGGACGAAUCCUGUGAGGCGGCGCAGCCAUCCAACGAUGGACAAUCUACCACCCUGAACGGAACCUUGGGGAGCAAUCACAGUGGCGGAGGAGGCGGUGGCGCCGGAGGAGGUGGGUCUGGCGGAGCUGGCCAGAACGGCAGCCUGCCCAGUUCCGCCUCGCUCCAGGGGAUGAAUAUCCAGGACACGGAGCUAGAUGGCUCCGGGGGCAACGACAACGGCGACCUCUGCCUGAACAACAACAACAAUGCCGGCGACGGAGGCGGCAUGGAUAUGUGCGACGUACCUGACCAUGUGGCCAACCAGAAGCGGCAUGUGCGGAUCAUCAAGUCGGACAACAACGGCCUGGGCAUCUCCAUCAAGGGCGGGCGCGAGAACCGGAUGCCCAUCCUCAUCUCGAAGAUCUUCCGAGGCAUGGCCGCCGACCAGGCCAAAGGACUCUACGUGGGCGACGCCAUCCUGACGGUGAACGGGGAGGAGCUGCGGGACGCCACCCACGACGAGGCGGUGAGGGCCCUCAAGCGGUCCGGUCGAGUGGUGGAUCUGGAGGUUAAAUUCCUACGCGAAGUGACGCCCUACUUUCGGAAGGCCAGCAUCAUCUCGGAAGUGGGCUGGGAACUCCAGCGGGCCUUCCUCUGUCCGCUGGGACCGGGCGUCCCCACCUCGCCGCCCGCCCCGAAGACGACACCCCGGGCGGAUACGCGAUAUAUCCCGCUGCAGCUGACGCAUCUGGCCAGGAAUCUCAAGUAUAUCGACCCGGAGAACCGGUGCUUCGAGCUGCACUCGCCGGACGGAGUGCACUCCUGCAUCUUGCGAGCGGCGGACUCGGCGGAGGCCUUGGUCUGGUUCAAUGCCCUCCACUCGGCGAUGGGCAGCAGCACGCAGCGGGCUCUGGCCGAGGCCAAUCGGGCGCUGACCAACCUCAUCGGCGAGCUGAAGCACAUUGGCUGGCUGAGCAAGCGGAUGAGCGGCGGUGGCGGCGGGAGUUCUGGGAGCGCCGGGGGCGGAGCGGCCAGCGGGGGCAGCGGCACCUCGAACAGCGGCGUGGCCGGCGAGCUGGUAAGUCCCAGCGGUCGUUCCAGUUCGGAGAGCUCGGACGAGAGCGACAAGUGGCUGCCCAUAUUCGUGGCGGUUACGGAGCGUGAGUUCCGGAUCUACGAGAGUGCUCCGUGGUCGGUGGAGGCUUGGAGCCGUCCUCUGGAGAUCUACGCCCUGUCCACGACGCGUCUGGCGGGAGCCGGCAACAACUCCUCCCUGAAUGGCCAGCAGACCACGGUGUUCUGCGUCCGUUGCGGCACCGCCCGCGGGGUGCUCGUCUACUGGCUGCGCUCGGAGACGCAUCGGGACAUGGCCGCCUGGGCCAGAUCCCUCGUUCAGGGCUCCCACCAGGCGGUCAACUACCAGAGGGAGUUCUCAUUCCGCUGCCUCUUCCAGGGCCGGCAGUGUCAAUUGGUUGUGCACAUAAAUCGUGGCUUCUUUCUGUACGAUUGCGGCGGAUUCGCUCCAACCACUCCGACGGUGGCCACGUCCAAGACGCAGCUGUGGCAGUUCGCCUUCGACAAGCUAAAGGGCUCCGCGGAUGAUGGAACCAGGAUGUUGUACCUGGACUUUGGCGAUGACGGAGAGAUUGAACUGGACAUGGAGUGCUGUCCCAAGCCGGUUGUUUUUGUGGUGCACAACUGCCUGUCGGCCAAAGUUCAUAAUAUUGCCUAGGACGAGGUUGACCCGGAGGGAAAAGCUGAUAAUUGUUGAUGUUUUGGGUACAACGGAUGUGGAUUUCCGUACCACGCAAAAAAAUUUAUUUAUUAGGCUGUCCAAAGCUGUAUUGUUUUUCGAAAGAGUAUUAAUACUAUUAUUUCUUAGACCCUUAGUCUUAUCUUUCUUCUUCCUAGCUACUUAACACCUUUGGACGAUUUAAAGACAUUUAUCUAAGUGCAAUGUUUUGUUAACUCAGUCAAUUAACCAGGAUUUAAUCAAGACUUCACCAAUUUGUGGAUCAGCCUAAAAGCUGACCACGAAAAGUUAUGAUUCAAAAUGAAAUUCGUUCUGUUUUGCCUAAAAUAUUAACAUUUAUUAAUGUAAGUCCUACCAAAAUUACGACCUAGUUAAUGUAGCAAAGAAUGGAUUAGAUAGUGGUAGACGAGUGAGCAUUUCGCGCUUCCUGAUGGCUAUGGAAAUGGAUUAGUUGGAUAGGGUUAGCUGGAAGAUAAAAGCAGAAAAACAAGAGUAGAUUUUUGAAAAAAUACGAAGCACAAACCAAAAACAGAAAAUAAAGACAUGUAAGACAAAACAGAACAACUUUAUUUACCUUGUAAGUAGACGUAAAUUCAUUUUAUACGUGUGUCAUUUACACAGGUUACCAUCUAAAGACAAGUCGAAAAACGAAAUCUAAUUCUAUGAACUCCACAACAUUUGCAUAUAAACGUUGAACAAUAAUUAUCAUAAUUGUACUUAACUAAUUGUAUCUUGAAUCUUGUAUCUAAACGAAGCACACAUAUCUAGAUGCCCGCUCUGUGGCAUCGAUAUCGAUCGUGGACUAGGCUCCAAACUAAAAUAAACAUAAAAUCAUAUAGUUACCUAAAAGAUACGAGUAUAUCCAGGCCAUUUCGCAAUUUCUCCCCACUCUUCAUGUACAAGCCAUCGAUCAUAUGCAAUUAUUAUACAUUUAUAUCUACAUAUAACACGACACAUACUCAUUUUAUGAAAUUAGAAAUUUCGAUAUAGACAAAACGACACAAAAAGAAGAACAACAAAAAUAAUACAAGUAAUGACAAAAAUCAAUAAGAAAAUAACAAAGCAUAAGACGUACAAUAUUUUUAACGUAAGUAGUGUUGAAUCUUCGAUAAUAAACUUAUAUAUAUAAAUACUAUACCAUUAAUCAAA